Molecule: messenger RNA, 5096 nt
Organism: Neofelis nebulosa (Clouded leopard)
Lineage: Eukaryota; Metazoa; Chordata; Mammalia; Carnivora; Felidae
Biological process (GO): proton motive force-driven ATP synthesis
Molecular function (GO): proton transmembrane transporter activity
Source: RefSeq, a predicted model, not a curated record
UCUUCAGUUUACUUUGUUAUCCAGAAAUUUGUUAAAAUCUCACAUCCAUGGAUGGUCCCAGUCCCCUACUAUUUCUGCCUAAAAGGCCAUGGUUUUAUUCCUUACUGUGCUUAAUGACAUUCAUUGCAGUGGGAUAUUGAGGUCAAAAGGCAUGCACUCUGUCUGCUUUUACCAACAGGAAGUUUUCAGUUUUGAGAGACUGAGUUGAUCUUACAUUAGAAGCAGGCUGUUGCAACCCUUUGUUGUUCUGUGUUGGGGGCGAAGGAUAAAAAUGGUUGCUCUUGACUGAUGACACCUGUGAAUUCCGGGCUUCUGCUCUUGACAUUAAGAAGGGCAAGAGCUGACGAGCGACCCUAGGAAGGGCCUGUGUUUGACUGGAGUUGGCUGGUGGAGGAGAUGAGACUGGGCAGGGGACCAAGGAAGAGUCAGGAGAGAGGUGUGCUACCAGAUCCUGAAAGAACAAGUUUUUGAGAAAAAAGAAACACAGCUUUUCAAGUAGAUCAAGUAGAAUGAGUAGUAGACAAGGUUUUACCUUGCCACCAUUGUUUCCCACAAUGGUCCAAAAAUCCUUUCAUGGAAGAUGGUAUCUCAGAAGGUGAUGGGGCCUAAAUUUUUCUGAACUGCAAACUUGUAUACAUGUAUACAAAUAUAAAAGCUUUAUACGUGGCCCAUUUAAUGGAUUUUGUUAAACUCUUAUUUAUUAGCUUCUAUUAUCUUAUGAAAUAACCAGUACUGUGUGUGUUUAUAAUCUAUUUCUUUAAGCAUUAGCACAAAGUCUCUGGCUUCUGUACCAAAAAGUAGUUGCUGCCCUGUUAAGCUACACGUGACUGAAAACCAAAAAUGAUAGUGGCUUAAACAAGACAGAAGUAUAGAUACACUUCUUCCUCACACAAAAGAAGUCUGGAGGUGGGCAUUCCAGCAGCUUCACAGUGUCAAGGAUUCAGGUUUCUUCUCAUCUUGCUGUUUACCAUCAUGAGUCGGGUGACUUCCACCCCUGGUACAGGAUGGCUGCUGGAAUUCCAGCCAUCACAUUCAUAUUCCAAGAGGAAGAAGGGAAGGAGAGAGUCCUUUCCUGUAAGGACUCUUUCUAGGAAAUGCACUAUUUCUGCGUCUAUCCCAUUGGCCGGAACUCUCACAUGUCCUUGUCUGGCUGCAAGGGAAGCUGGGAAACGCCCCCUCUUGGUGGUUGUGUGCUUGACUAAACCUUGGGGUUCCUAUUACAAUGGAAGGAAAGGAGAAUGGAUGUUGGGACAAACGGAGAACUGUGAGCACUUCCAUGGGCCUGAAGAUGCCUAUGAAAAAUUGGCAGGCAUUCUACAUAGCAGUGAAGAAGCAAAGCUGUGGGAGGACGAAGGUAGAGAGUAGAAAAGUCCAGUUUUGGUGGCUCAGGGUCUCCUCUGGUGGUGGUAGACAGCUGAGUCACUGACAGCCAGACAAGGAGAAAAGAGGGGCUGUUUCACAGGUGUGGGAAUGGGAAAGAAGGGCCAGGGGAUCAAGCACAAGGAGCUGCCUGCUGCUUAGUGGGAGAACUGUCCAGGCACAGGCCUUGGGUAUUUAUUGGUGAGUGGUCCAUAAAUGUCUCGCAAACAAGAGUAAUAUCCAGAAAACUCCCUGCAUCCCAGUAGUUCCCAACUAUGUCCAGCAACAUUUUUUCUAAAGGUAGAGGAAAAAAAACAGGCUCUCAGUUUCAUAUCCCUCCUCUAAUUUAUAUCUUGUGAUCUCUCCAUAGGGCAGAGCAGUAAAUGUUACCUAAAAUGACAAUCUUCUUGUUCUUUUUUUAAGUUAUCUCUAUCCUCAACGUGAGGCUUGACCUCACGACCCCAGAUCAAGAGUUGCAUGCUCUACCGACUGAGCCAGCCAGGUGCCCCUAAAAUGAUGAUCUUAAUUCUUAUGAAAUUGUACCUGUUCAAGAUAGCCAGCGGUGGUGCUGCUUUAACAAGAUGGUUUCAGAUAAAAAUGAUUAUCGCACAUGUAGCCUCUUUCCACCAUUGCAGCGGAAAUGUAUGUUCCCUAGAUGUUGGAACAGUCAGUUGCUGGAAAUCCUGGCAGGGCUGUCUUGCUACCUGAAGGGCCUAACAAGCAUGCCAUGGUUAGGGUCUUAGUGCGACAUGGCAGUUUUCUUUGGAGAAAUGAAUCAGUUACUAAUAAGUUCAGUCUUCAAAAUAAUAAUAGUCUUCUAAAUAAGAGGUCAUUGGUGGAAAAAUAAUCAGUUGAGAAAGGGUCCCAUUAUGUCGCAUGUGUAAGCAGGCUCAGGGGGACUGACCAGCCAGCCUGCAUUCUGAUUGCCUCUAGCCAGUUUUUUUCCAGCGGCUUACCUCCGAAGGCAUAAAUCAUGAAUCUUUUCUGUUCCCUUCCACUGUAGGUGUAUAGUGUCCCAUCCUACUCUGAGUAUGAGGGUAGUUGUAGAAGCCCAAGGACCUUCUUCACUGGCUAGUUUAAAUAGAAUCUCCCACUACAAUCUGCUCUGUGCCGUGUUGAGACUGAUGUCUGUCAUCUCCUAUAGUGUUGGGCGAACAAGAGCCACAUGGGCUUUGUUUUCUUACAGGGAUGUCAGCCAGACUCUCAGUUUUCCAGAACAGUUGCCAUUUCUAUCUUCUGUCUGUUCCAUAGAGUUCUCUGUACAGAGAAUUUUCAGUUUUCACAUAGUGGUCUGCUGAAAACACGCCAUGGCAGAGUAGCUAUUUUGAGCACUUCUGACAAAGGGCCAUUUGUUCCAGAGAUAUCCGCCUUUCCUAGAGGCUUUUUAUCAGACAGGUGGCAUCUCAUCGUUCUGCUUGAGGGUCCUGCUUGAGUCCUAGGAGAAAUGGUUAGACAUCCUGUUUCCUGGAUCUCAGGAAGAAUUAUCUGGAGUGUUGGGUUUGGCAUUCUAACACGACUCUUACAUUUCUCAUUGGUCUUAAAGUAUCUAAAAUAGGAGCUCUCUGUCUUCUCUGCACUGGGCACAGCUCUCCUGCCACAGCUCCUCGUCCCCUGAAAAUGUACACCUGGGCAGAGUUUGUCUCCACCCUUUCUUUGUCAGGAGCACUUCUCAGCUGUUGAGCAGCGGUGUUAAAACCACUGAAAGUUGAGAGCCUUAGCAGCUUUGGCAGUCCCAUGCCUUACUUAUUCCCAGCCACAUCUUCCAAACCAGUGCCAUUUCAAGGGACGUCCACACAGCAGCCAAGUUCAUUGGGGUUGGGGCUGCCGCAGGAGGGGUGGCUGGCUCUGGGGCUGGAAUUGGGACAGUGUUUGGUACUUCCAUCGUUGGUUAUCAGGAACCCUUCUCUGAAGCAACAGCUCUUCUUCUGUGUCGUCCUGGGCUUUGCCUUCUUGGAGGCCAUGGGGCUCUUUUUCCUGACAGUGGCCUUUCUCACCUCCUUUGCCAUGUGAAGUAGCCGUCUCCACCUCCCAUAGAUCUUUCUCCUGAGUCUCAUCUGCCCUGUAUGUUCCUUUUCCUAUACCUCCCCAGGCAGCCUGUGGAAAGUGGUUGGCUCAGGGUUUGACAGAAGAAAGACAAAUAAAUACUGUAUUAAUAAGAUUAAAAAAAAAAUGUCCAAAGUAUGAGAAUGAGCCACUAUUUGAAGUUGAAAACAAAGACUUUUAGUGUCCAGGGGACCAAAAAGGGGAUGGGAAACCAGGAUGGUUUGAGAUUUUUCAGGGCUCCCCUUUUUUCCAGGGAAAUUUGGCCUGGGAUGUCCAUCUUCAUUCAUCACAGAUCUCUCUUAGCUUUGAUGAGUUCAGUAUAGGUGAUGUGGUUGUGGAAGCUGACCUCAGGGGCUGGUUGUUUUGGUUACUUUUGAAGAAUCUCAUGUUGCCUCCUAUGGUCAUCUGUGUGGGAUUCUAGGGCUCGCUCAUCAUUCUGAAGUGUUCAGCACUGCCUGGGCGGGAGUGGAGGAAAGUCUUGUGGGGUGGUGACAUUUGAGCUGGAGGAGCAGGAAUGUGUCUGGAAAGAUGCACCAAGAAUGAGUCAGGGGUCCCAAUGGGAAGGCCUUGAGGGCCAGACCAGAGAGUUUAGGGGGAAGCCAGUAGAGAUGUCAGCACAGAGGAAUUGAGAGGCUUAGAUGUAUCCAUUUAGUACUUUUUUUAAAUUAUGGAAGCAAUACUUGUUUGGUGGAAAAUGUGGAGGUGAUGAGAAAAUAUUAAAAAAUUUAAAUUACCUUUAAUUUUACUACCCAGAAUGUAGCUGCUGCUAACAUUUUUGUCACGUCCUGCUAAUCUUUUUUCUAUGGCUGCUUGGUGUUUUUCCCUAUUUUUGUUAAGUAGAUCAUAUAAAUUGUUUCUUCUUAUAAUGGUGUGAUGCACAUCCUCAUGUAAAUGAUACAUUUCUCCAGAUACUCAUUUUGGAUAUAUUUCUCAUCAAGGAAUGGCUAGAUCAGAGGAGAUGUGAAUCAUUUAAAGGCUCUUAAUACGUCUUUCCAAAUUGCCUUUCAGAAAGGUGGUACUAAUUUAUAUUUGUGUGAGCCCUAUGUGAGUGUACUGGUUUUCUCCAAGCCUCGUUCACAGUGAAUAUUCUCUUUAUUUAUUCACCCUGAUGUGAGAAGAUGGCUUCUAUGGCCAUUUUCUUUUUUAUGUCAUUGAUUAUUAGUGAGGUUAAAUAAGUAUACAGGUUGUUUGUAUUUGGCAAAUUGUCUCUCCUGAUUUUUUUCUGUUGGCAUGGCCAUAUUAUAAGAGUUUUUUUUUUUUAAUAGUUAAGGGAGCUGAAAGAGCCAAAGUGAUAUUGUUCCUAAAGGAUUUUUUUUUUUUUACAAUGAUGAUUUGUUUUUCAUAGACAUGGUGCAGUGAUCACCUGGCAGGUAUUUGAGGGCCAGGGGGCACUGUUCAGUAGGGCUGUGAUGUUAUUAUACGGCCUGACUGAUCAUGCAGCCACCAGCUGGCCACUUGUAUGUAUAUCUAAAGGCAGGCUUCCUGGAUUAUAAGUAUUGGUUGCAGGAUGCCUGGGUGGCUUAGUUGGUUAAGUGUCUGAUUCUUGAUUUCGGCUCAGGUCAUGAUCUCACAGUUCGUGGAAUCAAGCCCUGCGUCCGGCUCUGUACUGACAGCGUGGAGCCUGCUUGGGACUCUCUCUCUCCCACUCUCUCUGCCCCUCCCCUGCUCACACACACGCACUCUCUCUCCCUCUC